Closterium sp. NIES-65 is the source of this 741-nucleotide messenger RNA. The record is from the annotation of a GenBank genome assembly. Lineage: Eukaryota; Viridiplantae; Streptophyta; Zygnematophyceae; Desmidiales; Closteriaceae.
AUGGAGAAGGGAGCUGAAACCGUCACCAAGGUGGUUGCGUCUCGCACUGGCGGCCUCAUCGUUCUGAACGCGCUCACCAUGCUCUAUGCCAGCAACGGCACGGUGAUCAAGGGAGCAGAGGAAGCCGCGGGAGGGCCGCUGCAGUUCUGUCUGGGUCGCUUCGCCAUCGCUGCACUUGCACUCUCUCCGCUGCUCCCCACCGCCCUCUCCAACCCCGCUGUCCGUCGAUGCGGCAUCGAAAUGGGCCUCUGGGCCGCUCUCGCAUACCUCUCCCAGGCCUUCGCUCUCAUCACCACUGGCGCUGGCCGCGUGGCAUUUAUCGGCACUUUCACUAUGAUAGAGGUGCCGCUGGUGGCGGGUCUGCUGGGGGCGCGCAUCCCUCCCCUCGUGUGGGCUGCCACUGCCUCCGCCGUUGCUGGCGUUCUCCUCCUCGAAGCCAACUCUGAAGCCUCCACGCUCGUGAGUCCACUCAGGCCCCUCAAACAUCGACCUGUACCUGUGCUCCAUGCCCUCCGCACCCGCUACUGUCUCAGGCCGGUGGGGGGGGGUCUGGCACUGGUGAGCGCCAUGGCGUUUGGGCUGCUCAUGGUGCGAUCGGAGCACUUUGCAAAGACUAUGGGUGACGGCCUGGCUUUGGUGAGCGCGGUGGCGUUUGGGCUGCUCAUGGUGCGAUCGGAGCACUUUGCAAAGACUGUGCCCGCCACAGCCAGUCUUGACCUCAUCGCCCUUCAGGUGAUGUGA